ACUUGGAGUGAAGUUGCGGAGGAAUUUAGGCUGGAGUCGGCGAGGGAGGCCCUUCAGUCCGGCGGCGAGUGCGGAGAAGGACGGGAGGACGGGCUGCAGAUCCAUCCCGCCGGCUCCCGGCCGUCCCUGGAUGUUGAGGGUGGGAGAGGAGCACGCUGCCCCGAAGCAUCUCAGCCUGGAAGAAGAGCGCUGAGUCAAAUGAGAAAGCGUGGAUUGCUUGCAGAUUGUAUCUGGAUGUCCCGAAACGGUGUGUAUAAAAAAAAGCCAAAAGUUUUCUGAUCUGUAAGUUAUUCAUACUUGGCUGGCUAGAAAAGGCGUUUUCAAGCUGGAAAGGACCAGAUGUGCUUUGGAUUUAAGGUACCGAAGGAAGGCGAAAUAAUUGCUUUUUAACUUAUUGGGAGAAAUUAAUUGCAUAAACUUACAAAUGUAUCGAAUCGACGGUAAAAUGCACUUUUUAUUCAUUUUUGCACUGAUGAUAAUAUCUUGCAAUAAUGCUGUGCUGGGCAAGAAUUUGAAAUACAGGAUUUAUGAGGAGCAGAGGGUUGGAUCAGUAAUAGCAAGACUAUCGGAGGAUGUUGCUGAUGUUUUAUUAAAAAUGCCUAACCCUUCCUCAGUUCGGUUUCGAGCCAUGCAGAGGGGAAAUUCUCCCUUGCUUGUAGUCCGUGAGGAUAAUGGAGAAAUCAGCAUAGGAGCUAAAAUUGAUCGGGAACAACUGUGCCAGAAAAACUUAAACUGCUCCAUAGAGUUUGAUGUGAUUACUCUGCCCACUGAACAUCUGCAGCUUUUCCAUGUUGAAGUUGAAGUGCUGGACAUUAAUGACAACUCUCCGCAGUUUUCCAGAGCUCUGAUUCCUAUUGAGAUAUCAGAGAGUGCAGCUGUAGGAACUCGGAUCCCUUUGGACAGUGCUUUUGAUCCAGAUGUGGGAGACAACUCCCUUCACACUUACUCCCUUUCUGCAAACGAUUUUUUUAGCAUUGAUGUGAGAACCAGGACUGAUGGUGCUAAGUAUGCAGAGCUGAUUGUGGUCAAAGAGCUGGAUCGCGAGUUGAAAUCGACUUACGAACUCCAACUCACUGCCUCUGACAAAGGGGUGCCUCAGAGAUCUGGGUCAUCCCUCCUUAAAAUCAGCAUUUCUGAUUCCAAUGACAACAGCCCUGUCUUUCAGCAGCAGUCAUAUAUUAUCCAGCUCUUGGAAAACUCCCCUAUUGGGACUUUGCUCAUAGACCUCAAUGCUACUGAUCCAGAUGAGGGCGCCAAUGGGAAGGUUGUGUACUCCUUUAGCAGCCAUGUGUCUGCCAAAAUUAUAGAAACUUUUAGGAUAGACCCAGAAAAAGGUUACCUGACCCUGCUGAAGCAAGUGGACUAUGAAGUAACCAAAUCCUAUGAAAUUGACGCUCAGGCUCAGGAUAUGGGGCCAAAUUCUAUUCCAGCUCACUGCAAAAUUAUAAUUAAAGUUGUGGAUGUGAAUGACAACAAGCCAGAAAUCAACUUAAAUCUGAUGUCCACAGAAAGAGAAGAGGUAGCUUGCAUUUCUGAGGGGUCACCCCUGGACACUUUUGUUGCCCUGGUCAGAGUGCAAGAUAAGGACUCUGGUGUGAAUGGAGAGAUCGUUUGUAAGCUCCAUGGGCAUGGCCACUUUAAACUUCAAAAGACCUAUGAAAAUAACUAUUUAAUCUUAACUAAUGCCACUCUAGAUAGGGAAAAGAGAUCUGAAUACAUCUUGACUGUAAUAGCAGAGGACAAGGGAACACCAAGUCUCUCCACAGUGAAACACUUUACUGUCCAAAUCAGUGAUGAAAAUGACAACCCACCCCGCUUCCAGACAAACAGAUAUGAAGUUGUUAUCUUGGAAAAUAACUCUCCUGGAGCAUACAUCACAUCAGUCACAGCCACAGACCCAGAUCUAGGUGACAAUGGGCAGGUGACAUACACUAUUUUGGAAAACUCAGUUUUGGGAAGUUCUAUAACCACCUAUGUGACCAUUGAUCCCUCCAAUGGGGCAAUCUAUGCCCUGCGAACCUUUGAUCAUGAAGAAGUAAAUCAAAUUGCCUUCAUGGUGCAAGCUAGGGAUGGAGGGACCCAACAGCUCAUUAGCAACACCACGGUUGUACUCACCAUCAUUGAUGAAAAUGACAACGCUCCCGUCAUCGUGGGGCCAGCACUACGCAACAGCACAGCAGAAAUCUCAAUCCCUAAAGAUGCUGAAAUUGGCUUUCUUGUCACCAGGAUAAGGGCUACAGACAGAGACUCUGGUAUGAACUCUGAACUCAGCUGCUCCAUAGCAGCUGACAAGGAAAACAGCAUCUUUGUGAUGGAUCCCCAAACUUGUGACAUCUCUAUCAAUGUGAGUGUUGAAACAGUUCCAGCAAAACAGUGGGAGUUUUUGGUAAUAGUCCAGGAUAAAGGCAGCCCUCAGCUUAGUACGAAAGCUCUUCUGAAAUGUACCAUUUUGGAGCAUGUUUAUUCAUUUUCAAGCACCGAAGCAACUUUGGUAAGCCAGCCCUCCCUCGACAUCUCCAUGAUAACUAUUAUAUCCUUAGGAUCUAUAUGUGCCGUGUUAUUGGUUAUUAUGGUUAUCUUUGCUACGAGGUGCAAUCGAGAGAAAAAGGACACCAGGUCUUACAACUGUCGCGUGGCCGAAUCAACCUACCAGCACCAUCCAAAACGUCCCUCCAGGCAGAUCCACAAAGGGGACAUCACUCUGGUGCCAACAGUUAAUGGCACUCUACCCAUCAGGUCUCACCACAGAGCUUCGCCAUCAUCAUCCCCAGCCCUGGAGAGGGGUCAAAUGAGCAGCCGGCAGAGCCACCACAGCCACCAAUCACUGAACAGCCUGGUGACCAUCUCCUCGAACCAUGUGCCUGAAAGUUUCUCCCUGGAACUCACCCAUGCUACUCCAGCUGUCGAGGUUUCCCAGCUUCUCUCGAUGCUUCAUCAGGGCCAGUAUCAACCGAGACCAAGUUUUCGAGGAAACAAAUAUUCCCGAAGCUACAGAUAUGCCCUACAAGAUAUGGAUAAAUUCAGCUUGAAAGACAGUGGCCGGGGUGAUAGUGAAGCUGGAGACAGUGAUUAUGAUUUGGGAAGAGAGUCUCCAAUUGACAGACUUCUUGGGGAAGGAUUCAGUGACCUUUUCCUUACAGAUGGAAGAAUUCCUGCAGCAAUGCGCCUGUGCACGGAGGAGUGCAGGGUCCUGGGCCACUCCGAUCAGUGCUGGAUGCCGCCGCUGCCCUCUCCCUCUUCUGACUACAGAAGCAACAUGUUCAUCCCUGGGGAGGAGUUCCAGUCACCCCAGCAGCACCUGCAGCAGCAGCAGCAUCACCAGGGCCUCGAGGAGGAUGCCCAGGCAGCUGACACCAGUGAGAAGAAGAAGAGCUUUUCAACAUUUGGAAAGGACUGCCAGAGUGAGGAGGACUCAGGGGACACCUGCACCUCCUCCCUCCUCUCUGAAAUGAGCAGUGUCUUCCAGCGCCUGCUGCCUCCCUCGUUGGACGCCUACACGGAGUGCAAUGAGAUAGAUCGCUCCAACUCGUUGGAGCGCAGGAAGGGACAUUUGCCAGCCAAGAAUGUAAAUUAUCCACCAGGGGUGGCAGCCUGGGCAGCCAGCACACAUUUCCAAAACCCUGCCAACAACGGGCCCGCUCUAGGGACUCACUCGGGCGCGCAGCCUUCGUCCAAAUGGCUGCCAGCCAUGGAGGAGAUCCCGGAGAAUUAUGAAGAGGAUGAUUUUGACAAUGUGCUCAACCACCUCAGCGAUGGCAAACAUGAACUCAUGGAUGCCAGUGAGCUGGUGGCAGAAAUUAACAAGCUGCUACAAGAUGUCCGGCAGAACUAGUUGUUUCAAAAGCCUAUUUUUCCAUUUUUAUGGAAAACUGGAAGGGGGAAAAAAAAGAACAAUAAAUAGACUGAGGAGAACUGGCAUUGCCAACUAGUUGCAUUUAUCAUAAAUGUGUCUGUGUAUGUUGAAUAUUAAAAUACCGUAUUUUCAUAUGUACACAAUGCAAGUGUGAUUAUCUUUAUCUGUAUUUUAAAAAUACAUUUGUAUCUUAUAUUUAUGUGUAAUUUAACAAAUAAAUUUUAUUUUUGUACACCCACAGCAAGCAUGUUUUCCUAAAUGUAUAUAGAUGGUACCAUCCUUGUCAAACUUAGAGCAUUCUUGCCACACAGGCAUGUUAAAAAAAAAAAAAAAAAGAAAAAAACAAGAAGAAGGAUUUGUUUUCCCUUAUUAUUUCUUUCAAAUGUUUCAGAUACAAAUUCAAAACACUGAAAAAGUUAUGCAAAUGUUAGUUUCAGUAAAUGAUCCAACACCUUUUUUGCAAUGUUUUAUUCUUAUAAUAAAGAAUUGUAACUCCCACAAAACCUAAAAUGUCUUUUUUUAUUUUGAUACUUUUGGUCUGUAGAAUAAUUUUCUCAUUUAAGUAAUGGAUUAUUGCAGGCUGGUGUCUUCCUGUCUUUGGCACAUAAGUAUUUUCCCCAGUGAUCAAAUAAUGGAAUUCUGUGAUGGGUCUUCCACUGUGAUCUCUGCAAAAAAAUGUAAAUUUGUUGUCCUGUUGUUACACUGCAAAGCCAGUUGAAGUCAGCAGUGUAUACUUGAAAGACAGCAAUAAAAUCAGCUUUUCCGACCUCAAGCUGAAUUCUGAAUUUAUGUAAAUACAAAAAUUACAAUGAACUCCUUUAUCUUUGUAAAUGACACCAAAAUAAAAGCAAUGUUGCAUCUUCCAGA
Messenger RNA from Onychostruthus taczanowskii (white-rumped snowfinch), 4720 nucleotides. It is a transcript of the gene PCDH18, whose product is annotated as protocadherin 18. Gene Ontology annotation, molecular function: calcium ion binding. The transcript has 4 exons. Gene Ontology annotation, biological process: homophilic cell-cell adhesion. The record is from RefSeq and is a predicted model, not a curated record. Gene Ontology annotation, cellular component: plasma membrane. The coding region runs from base 425 to 3832 and encodes 1135 amino acids. NCBI's taxonomy places the organism in Eukaryota, Metazoa, Chordata, Aves, Passeriformes, Passeridae.